Staurois parvus is the source of this 957-nucleotide messenger RNA. The record is from the annotation of a GenBank genome assembly. Lineage: Eukaryota; Metazoa; Chordata; Amphibia; Anura; Ranidae.
UUACAGAGUCAGGCUGAGGCUCAUUAUAAAGGGAACCGACAUGCUCGGAGACAUGUGAGAGUGAAGGGAAUCGAGAAUGCAAAGACUCGACAGAAAGAAGGAGCGCAAGAUGGAGACAGAACCACCCCUCUAAUCAGCCCUGUGCCCAGUGUCACCGAGAGUGACAGUGACAGCAAAGAUCAUCAGGGAAGUGACAGCGCAGACUUGAGCUCAUCUGAGAGUCCUGAGAGAAUGAUCACACAUGAAACUAGUGCUGCCAUGUCUGGAUGCCUGGAAUCCACAUCUGACAGAAUUGGACGCAAAGCAAAAUCUCUGUCCUUUACUGAUCCUGCCAGCAGUGGAACAAGCACAUCAGCUACAGAGAAUGACGAUGACAAAGCAAAGAAAUUACUGUACUGUGCCCUCUGCAAGGUGUCUGUAAACUCACUGUCACAACUGGAGGCCCACAAUAAAGGUACUAAGCACAAAACUAUUCUUGAAGCACGAAGUGGUCUGGGCCCAAUAAAGGCCUAUCCUCGGCUUGGAGGGUUAAACAGGGGAUCAACAGGAACGCUGGAUUCCAACAACCAAGAGAGGACUUUUCACUGUGAGAUCUGUAAUGUCAGAGUCACCUCAGAAGGCCAGCUUAAGCAGCACAUCUCAAGUCGCAGACAUCGUGAUGGAGUGUCAGGGAAACCCAACCCGCUACUGAGUAGGCACAAGAAACAUCAAACCCUUCAGGAACUUACGACAAGCCUGAUGUUUCCAAAGGACCUUCCAAAAACCCUUUCAGCAGGGCUUCUUCCAAGUCCACUUGCAGUGGCGAUGGCAGCUGCUGCUGUGUCUUCUCCAUUAAGUUUACGUCCAGCUGCAACUCCUCCUCUUCUUCAAGCUCCACCCUUGACACACCAUAUGCUUCGACCAGCUCCGGGGCCCAUCAGAACUGCACAUGGCACUAUACUUUUCUCCCCUUACUGA